Molecule: messenger RNA, 2384 nt
Organism: Oncorhynchus mykiss (rainbow trout)
Lineage: Eukaryota; Metazoa; Chordata; Actinopteri; Salmoniformes; Salmonidae
Product: cysteine protease ATG4A
Biological process (GO): autophagosome assembly; aggrephagy; piecemeal microautophagy of the nucleus
Cellular component (GO): cytoplasm
Molecular function (GO): cysteine-type endopeptidase activity; protein-phosphatidylethanolamide deconjugating activity
Source: RefSeq, a predicted model, not a curated record
AAAAAUAAUACUUUAUUCACAUAUUGUGCGCCUUUCACUUAGUCCAUUACAUGCGUUGACAAAUCGUGCUGCCAUUGGGCCCAAAAUGUAAUUUCUAAAGAUGUUGGUCGUUAACUGACCAUGGCUGAUGUACAAGUUUAGCCAUUGCAUUGUUUCUUUGGUGGCCCGUUUCGCUUAAUUGUCUACCCGGCGGCUUUCAUAACAUUUUGAAAGCAGGGCAUUGUCAGUGGAAAGUACUUCAUGCUUUUCUGAAGUGGGAUGAUAUUUGUUUUCCCAGAUAUUAGCAAAGUAUGAAAACCAGAUAAACGUGUUUUCGGAGUUCCUUGAAGACUUGCCUGACACAGAUGAACCUGUGUGGGUUUUAGGAGAGUGUUACAAUGCUAAAACAGGAAAGACGGAGCUACUAUCAGACGUCCACUCGCGGCUAUGGUUUACCUACAGGAAAAAAUUCUCUCCCAUAGGGGGAACAGGCCCCUCUUCAGAUGCAGGCUGGGGAUGCAUGCUACGCUGUGGGCAGAUGAUCCUUGCACAGGCCCUGGUAUGCUCACAGCUGGGACGAGCCUGGCGUUGGAGGGCAGAGGGAGGACAGCCGGAGAAGUACCAUCGUAUCCUCCACUGUUUCCUGGAUAGGAAAGACAGCUGUUACUCCAUACACCAAAUGGCUCAGAUGGGAGUUGGUGAAGGAAAGUCUGUAGGAGAGUGGUAUGGCCCAAACACAGUUGCACAAGUGCUCAAGAAACUUGCUCUAUUUGAUGACUGGAAUUCUCUUGCUGUGUAUGUGUCAAUGGACAACACCGUGGUGAUCGAGGACAUCAAGAAGCAGUGUCGCCAGGCAAGCAGUGAGAGCAGAUUGCGGCCGAGACCCUGUGGCUGGCAGGAACCCUUCACCUCUAGGGAAACACCAGAACAAGCCUGUUCUCACACGGACGGGCAUAGAGCCACGACUUGUCCACAUUCCCAGUCCCAUUCUGACUGGAGACCCCUACUGCUGGUCAUACCACUCCGCAUGGGAAUAAACCACAUCAACCCUGUCUACAUCCAGGCCCUCAAGGAGUGUUUUAAAAUGCCACAGUCCUGUGGUGUGCUGGGAGGAAAGCCCAAUCUGGCCUAUUACUUCAUCGGAUUUGUAGGAGAGGAGCUGAUCUACCUGGACCCCCACACCACCCAGUCAGCCGUGGAGGCUGAGGCUGGCAGUGGAGUGGACGACCAGAGCUACCACUGUCUGAGGAGCCCACGCCGCAUGAAGAUCACCAACCUGGACCCCUCUGUGGCCCUGGGAUUUUUUUGUAAGAGUGAAGAUGACUUUGAUAGUUGGUGUAACCUGGUCCAGCAGGAGAUUCAGAUGAAGAGGAACCUGAGGAUGUUUGAGCUGGUGGAGAAUCACCCGCCCCACUGGCCCCCCUUCGUUCCUCCCACCAAACCAGAGGUCCAGACCACAGGGGCAGAGUUCAUCGAAUCGACCGACAAGCUGUUUGAGUCUGAAGAGGAGUUUGAGAUCCUCAACGUGUGACCAGCCUCCCUUUCGCUCCCCUCUGCUCAUUCCAGUGGAUGGUGAUUGGGUGGAUUACCUUGGCUCCCAUGUUCCACACUGUGCUGUAGAAGUGCCUCAGAACAACACCAAGCACAAACUGCUUACCACUUUGCAAAAAAAACACUAACAACCCAGCAAGAGACGAUAAAAACUAGGAAAGAUCCUAGACAACUCAAGACAGAAUUUGUUAUUUUUAUUUUUUACAUUUUUUAAUUAUUUAUAUUUCUUCAUUUUUGGUCGGUAAUAAUUUUUUUAAACUGCAUUGUUUAAGGGCUUGUAAGCGUUUCACUGUAAGGUCUACCUGUUGUUUUCGGCGCAUGUGACAAAUAAAAUUGGAUUUGAAGUCAGGAACAUGGUGUAUACAGUAAACACAAGCUUGGACUGUCUCAUUUUUAUGUUGUAACCAGGAAACAAAGCCAGGGACCAUGGUUGUCUCUACAUGAAACAGGCUUUUUUUGUCUGUGUUAGACUUGUUUAAUGAACAAGAGAGACGAAGACCGUUCAGAUGCAUGAACCGCAUUGUACAGUGAGACUACACCUCUGCUGCAGCAGGGAAAGGACCUAGGUGAAGACAGCAGGGAAAGGACCUAGGUGAAGACAGCAGGGAAAGGACCUAGGUGAAGACAGGCACGAGGAUAUGUCUGAAGAAGCCACUACCUCCUGACGCCGGGAGACAGAAAUAUGCAGACAGUGUUAAAAUACAAAACAUACAACCAAUAACUUGUUUAUUAAGAAAAGUGCCUCUGAAAUAUAUUUGUGUUCAAUGGUUGGGGAGGGCAAAGGUUUUCCCAAGGUGUGGGAUGUGGAACACUCAUGUAAAUAUUCCUGACAAUAAAGAUAUUUAAACACUUUG